UGUGCAUCUGAUCUGCGAGGCGUGCAUCAAGAUGGCGCCAAAGGGGAAGUCAGAUGCCAAGGGUAAGGCCGAGAAGGCGCUGAAGGCAGUGAAGAAGACUACCUUCAAGCAGCAGAGGAAGCCCAGAUACAGUGUUGUCUUCCACAGGCCGAAGACCUUCAAGCACGACAGGAAUCCCAAGUACCCCAGGAAGAGUGCUCCCCCGUCACAGAAGCUUGACGCCUUCCAGAUCGUGAAGUUCCCGCUCACGACUGAGUCCGCAAUGAAGAAGAUUGAGGACAACAACACACUGGUGUUCAUUGUGGACGUGCGGUCGUCAAAGAGCCAGGUGAAGGACGCUGUCAACAAGCUGUACGACAUCCACACCAAGAAGAUCAACACUCUCAUCCGACCAGACGGCUCCAAGAAGGCAUACGUCAGGCUCACAGCAGACUACGAUGCCCUUGAUGUGGCCAACAGGAUAGGCAUCAUCUAGAUGGCUGCAGCUGCAUCAGCGGUGCUGCAUGUGAUCCGGAUGCAAUGCUCUCUGUCAGUAUUCUGGGAUGGGCAUGCUUGCACUCGUAUCUCCGUACUUUGCCAUGGCAUCAAGUUGGAGGACAACAGUACGUCACGUGGUUGACAAACUGCGUUUUUGGCCCGAGACGUGUAAGCUACUCAAAUUUAUGGCAGC
Molecule: messenger RNA, 670 nt
Organism: Coccomyxa subellipsoidea C-169
Lineage: Eukaryota; Viridiplantae; Chlorophyta; Trebouxiophyceae; Coccomyxaceae
Product: ribosomal protein L23a component of cytosolic 80S ribosome and 60S large subunit
Exons: 4
Coding region: 32-475 (147 amino acids)
Biological process (GO): translation; ribosomal large subunit assembly
Cellular component (GO): cytosolic large ribosomal subunit; ribosome
Molecular function (GO): structural constituent of ribosome; rRNA binding
Source: RefSeq, a predicted model, not a curated record